Daphnia carinata is the source of this 1157-nucleotide messenger RNA. It is a transcript of the gene Polr1C, whose product is annotated as DNA-directed RNA polymerases I and III subunit RPAC1-like. The coding region runs from base 52 to 1122 and encodes 356 amino acids. Gene Ontology annotation, molecular function: DNA binding; protein dimerization activity. The record is from RefSeq and is a predicted model, not a curated record. NCBI's taxonomy places the organism in Eukaryota, Metazoa, Arthropoda, Branchiopoda, Diplostraca, Daphniidae. Gene Ontology annotation, biological process: DNA-templated transcription. Gene Ontology annotation, cellular component: RNA polymerase III complex; RNA polymerase I complex. The transcript is spliced from 8 exons.
UUCAAAAGGAAAGGUUCCCUGUCUGACACGUGCUAAGGGCUAAGUACGAAAAUGAGUAAAAGCAAAGUUAAAUAUUCUUCCAGCAAACAGUUCAUCGAGGAAAGCAGAAAUGAACUUGUCCUGACUGAAUUCGAAGUCCUUAACGCGGAAGCCACAAAUUUUCCAGGAAAUCAUUAUGGGUACAACGAUACAUGGACCCUAGAAAAGUUCAAGAAGAAACUGAAAAUCAAUGUUAUUCGCAUUGACAACCUAGAGAUGGAAUUUGAUAUAAUUGGUGUUGAUCCGUCUGUGACAAAUGCUCUGCGUCGAAUCUUGCUUUCUGAUAUACCUACAAUGGCUUUCGACAGAGUAUUUAUGUUCAAUAAUACCUCCAUCAUACAAGAUGAAGUGUUGGCACACAGGCUAGGGUUGAUUCCUUUGAAAGCAGACCCAAGGUUAUUUGAGUUUAGAAGGGAAGGCGAUGAAGUAGGUACCCAAGAAGAUACAUUAGAAUUUGAAUUAAAAGUAAAAUGUUCAUGGAAUCCUUCUAGAACUAAAGAUCACACUAAUCCUGAAGAUUUAUACAGAGAUUUCAGAGUUCUAACAUCACACAUGAAGUGGAUUCCACUUGGUGGCCAAAAAGAUCUACUUAGCCCAGACGCAGUGGGGCCAGUAUACGACGAUAUUCUUAUCGCCAAAAUGAGGCCCGGUCAUGAACUCGAUGUAAAACUCCAUGCUUUAAAGGGAACUGGCAGAGAUCACGCCAAAUUUUCACCUGUUGCUACUGCUUUUUAUCGUUUACUGCCUCAAGUAAAGCUACUACGAGACGUGGAAGGUGAAGCCGCUGAAAGAUUGCAAAAAUGCUUUUCCCCCGGAGUUAUCGAUUUGGUAGACGCCCCAUCAGGUGGCGGAAAAAAGAUCGCAAAAGUCAAUGAUGCACGAUAUGAUAUUUGUAGCCGCAAUGUUUUCCGACACGAAGAUCUAAAAGAAGAUACCGUGAAGUUGACCCGUGCGCGAGAUCACUUCAUCUUUUACAUAGAGUCCACGGGAGCACUACCACCUGAAGUUCUAUUUGUCGAAGCCGCUAAAAUCCUAUCACAAAAGUGCCGCGUAUUUUUGGAUGAAUUAAAGAGUGGAUUGUAAGGAUUGUUUUCCGAAUAGACGCGAUGAUACAUGUU